Elaeis guineensis (African oil palm) is the source of this 666-nucleotide messenger RNA. Its product is annotated as endo-1,3;1,4-beta-D-glucanase-like. The record is from RefSeq and is a predicted model, not a curated record. Gene Ontology annotation, molecular function: hydrolase activity. Lineage: Eukaryota; Viridiplantae; Streptophyta; Magnoliopsida; Arecales; Arecaceae.
AUGGGAUGGUUCAGGAAAUUGUGGAACUGCAAUUACAUGAAAGGCUGCGAGAACCUGCCGACCUUGAACCCGGUCGGUGGCCAAGGUUGCAUGGUGGAUGACCUGGGGGGCCUCAAAGCCUACAUCGCCGGCCCAUCAGACUCCAAACUCGCCAUUCUCCUUGUCUCCGAUGUCUUUGGAUAUGAAGUACCAAAUUUGAGGUGUGUAUCAGACAAAGUCACAGCUGCUGGAUUCUUUGGUAUAGUUCCUGAUUUUCUUUAUGGAGAUCCAUACGUACCAUAUCAGAAGCCUAUAAAGACAUGGAUUGAAAGUCAUGGGCCAGAUAAAGUAUUUGAAGAUGCAAAAUUGGUAAUUGAGGCUUUGAAAAACAAAGGUGUGUCUGCAAUAGGGGCUGCUGGAUUUUGCUGGGGUGCCAAGGUAGUUGCAGAAUUAGCAAAGUCUGAUAACAUUAAAUCUGCAGUUAUGCUACAUCUCUCAUUUGUGACUGUUGAUGACAUCAAAGAGGUUAAAUGCCACAUUGCUAUACUUGGAGCUGAGAUUGACGAGUCCUCUCCACCUGAACUGUUGAAACAGUUUGAGGAGAUUUUGUCCCCCAAAUCUGAGGUAGGAAAAUUCUUGAAAGACUUGUCAUGUCAUUCAUUUUGUAUGUUAUUUGGUGAUCCAUGA